Rotaria socialis is the source of this 1572-nucleotide messenger RNA. The record is from the annotation of a GenBank genome assembly. Lineage: Eukaryota; Metazoa; Rotifera; Eurotatoria; Philodinida; Philodinidae.
AGUGGCAUAUUCACUUCGUAAACUCGUGAACUGAUAGUUCCAAUACCGUCAUUUCAGUAUUACAGAAGGAAUAUUUUUGGGAAGAUAAAAAAUUUUUCGAAACAGCAGCUUUCCACUUUUUCCCGCUAUUUGCCGCUUUUUGGAACUGAUGAGGUGGCAACCCUGUUUUCAAUCGUCAUCCAAUAGAAAAUACGUAAGAAUCUUUCUUUAUCUUUAUCUUUAUCAUAGCUAGCAGUCGUAUGCUGGAGCAUCACUUGUAUAAAAUGAUCAUUGAUUUUUUCAGAAGCCUUAAAAAAUUUCUGGGUGGGCUCAAAACAUUUUAGGGUGGGCUUAGCCCACCCUAGCCCACCCCUGGCGCCGCCACUAGUUUAUAAUCAAUCAUUUUUGCUAUGAUUUACUGUCGUUAAUAGCCUACUGGGAAGAAAAUUAUUUCUUUUUGAAAUCCAAACUCUCUUACUAUGACCUAAUAUCUUGUGAUGUAGUUGUAUUAUAUGCUGCCCCAGUAUGUUGAUAUUCUAUUGCUUCCCUGGUAUCUUCUAGAUGAAUGAAAAAUCAAGACAGCCCAGGUUCAUCAUUCAGACCGCCUGAAAGAUGGCAUUAAACUGCCUGAAACGGUCACGAAACGGCGCAAUUGAUGCCGUAAACGAUGAAAAACGACUACCGUUUUCCGUCAGCUCAGAUUAUGGACCGUUUUUCCGCAAAACGUUAACGACGUCGUUUAAGGCCGUUUCGGAUGACAAACGUAGUGUGAUAAAAGGACUCUAUUUUCGCCCUUUAUCGUCUCAAUCUCGUCGCUUUUCGCCGUUUAAAAUGAGUGUUGCAUUGGCGAUUUAUAUUUUAUUCCUCAAAAUAAAAUAAAAUAAAAUGAAUAAAACAAUUUGAACGACAGUGGUUAAGUAUCUAUUUUAUCCAUAUUUAUAUCACAAAACAAAAGAGAUGUAAAGCGGUAAAAAAAACGUUGGCUUUAGAAGGUAGUCGUUUCCUGCAACAUGGAAACCGCCAUAUAAGAGGCCACCGGUUUUCGCCGUUUUACAGUCGUUUAAGUUCGUUUACGCACCGUUCUAUCCAACAUGGGAAAGGAAAGAAAAUAGGAUAGAUUUUAUUUCUGAAGAAUUCCGCAAAUGUCAAAAUUGACGAAAAAGAAUCACCAAUAAUAAAUAAUUUAGUUUUAAUGAACUAAAAAUCUUUUCGGAAGUUGAAACAAAUAAUCUUGAAAGAAAUCGAUUUCGAUAAAUUGAAUAGAAAAAAACUAUGUAAUAAAAACCGCAUGAAAAUCGACGGUUAACCGCGGUUUUACCGGUCGGGUUACCGGCUCCCAUUACCGCAGAAAGGAUAAAUACCGCGGUUUACCGCAAAAAAAUGAUCCGGUAUUCGCAACAUGGGAAGAAUUGUUUUUAAUUUGCCGAUAUUAAUAUUUUCGCUUCGUUUGUUAGAAAUGUUGUUAGUCUUCAACCACGUAAUCGUGUGAAACGUCAAUUAUCUCAAUUAUCAAAAACAAAACACUCCAAAUUUCAAGCAAUUUUCGAUGCAAAUAAUACGAAUCAAACAUCAACACAAUCAGAUGUGAUUUGA